Cydia amplana is the source of this 1825-nucleotide messenger RNA. RefSeq names its product serine/threonine-protein kinase VRK1-like (gene ball). Gene Ontology annotation, cellular component: nucleus; cytoplasm. Gene Ontology annotation, molecular function: ATP binding; protein serine/threonine kinase activity. Gene Ontology annotation, biological process: signal transduction; peptidyl-serine phosphorylation. The record is from RefSeq and is a predicted model, not a curated record. NCBI's taxonomy places the organism in Eukaryota, Metazoa, Arthropoda, Insecta, Lepidoptera, Tortricidae. The coding region runs from base 184 to 1809 and encodes 541 amino acids. The transcript is spliced from 6 exons.
AAAAUUAAUGGCGGUUAACGACAACUGACAUUUCUCAUAUUCAGUCAACAAACGACGCUAUUUUGAUUUCAAUCGCAUAUCCAAUCGUGUAUUUUGUAAGAAAAAAUGCUGUGAAUUUUAUAGUUUAGGGCUAAAUAUAACUUAAUUUCUGUUAUUGUGUUACUGUCGUAAUCUAACCACAAAAUGACUGGGAGAGCUAAAAAGGCCGCAGUGCCGAAGAAAAAGGCUAAUGGAUAUAAAAUGCCAGCUCCUAUUGCUACUGGCGAAAUAAUACAUGAUACUACCAUGAAGAAGAAAUGGCGCAUCGGACCUUCCAUAGGAGUUGGGGGCUUCGGAGAAAUUUAUUCUGCGUGUGAUCAUGAUAGUACGCCGAAAGGUUCUAACUAUCCUUUUGUCGUUAAAAUUGAACCUCAUGAAAAUGGACCAUUGUUUGUGGAGAAACAUUUCUACAUCAGAAAUGCGAAAAUGGAUGACAUAACGUCAUUCAUGAAAAGCAAGAAACUGUCAAGCCUCGGGAUGCCCUCUUAUUACGGCAAUGGUUCACAUGACUAUAAGGGGGAGAAAUACCGAUAUUUGGUGCUGGAGCGCUAUGGCAAAGACCUGUGGAGUCUGUUCACUGAUAGCGGGAGGUCUUUCCCAGCGACAGCUGUGUUUCAAAUUGGCUUGCAGAUGUUGGACGUAUUAGAGUACAUCCACAGCCGCGGCUACGUCCAUGCUGACAUCAAAGGCGCCAAUAUCCUGCUAGGGCUGAAGAAAGGCACAGAAAACCAGGCGUACUUAGUGGACUUCGGCUUGGCCACGAGAGUCAAUGAUAAAGAGUUCAAACCUGACCCGAAGUGUGCGCAUAAUGGAACUAUAGAGUAUACUAGCAGGGAUGCGCAUAUGGGAGUGGCCACAAUGCGCGGCGACCUUGAGAUCCUAGGUUACAACAUGCUGCAGUGGCUGGUCGGAACCUUGCCUUGGGAGAAGUCGCUUAAACAGCCCAAGGCUGUUCAGGAGAUGAAGGAAGCCUUCAUGAAGAGUGUGAAGACAAGUAUCGCGAAGCUGAACGGCAAUGUACCUGAUGCCCUAAUAAAAUUCUUCGAAUACAUAAACACGUUGAAGCCGAAAGAGGUGCCGAACUACACGAAAUGCCGCCAAAUCUUCGAAACCUACCUCAAGAGCCAGGGCGUCACCAGAAACAGCAAACUCGUCUUCACACCCACCAAAAAAGCGAAUACUUCUGCUAAAACCAUCACCGUUGAUGAUAAAAGUGAUGAGGAACCUGUGAAAAAAUCGCCAAAGAAGAAAACAGACGCUAAAGUUGUCAAAAAAAGGAAUCCCAACCAUAAACAACCUAGAACUGCAGAAAACGGAGAAAACGAGGAACCCAAGGCAUCAGAAACCAAAAAGAAAGCCAAGAGAAAGUCAACGGAACCCUCGCUUCUCGUCAAAGUUAAAAAACCUAAAUUAACUCCAAAGGCCACGCCGCCUGUUAAGAAAAACCACAUAAAUAUAGCGACGCAAACAUCUUUAGAGAAACGGCGUAGCCCGCGUGUGGUCUCCUUCGAUAGUCCUAUAAGUUUAGUGAUAGAAGACAAGAUACCGUUAAAGAGAUCUAAAGAGAAUGAGCCUAAGAAUACUAGCGCUGACAUGUUCGAGGAGUCUUUUGAGGAGAAAAAGCCUAAGAGGAGAGAGAAAAUACUCGUGUCCGAUGAGGAGUAUACGGAGAAGAGAGUGGUAAAUAAGAAAGUGACCACAGUAAAGCCUAAAGGGAGGUCGUGGAAAAAUGCCCCGACCGUUAUGAACGGUCGGUCGCCACCCAAGUAGUAUAAUAGUCGACAAA